UUCGGACAUGAUCAUGUCGGGUUUUAAAUUGAAUAGGCUAGUUUUUCGAGCAGAAUUGGGUCGUGUAGAUAGGUCGGGUUGAUAUUUGCAACCUGAAUCAAAGUAGCUAAUUUAUCUUUCCUUUCUUCUUGGAUUUUGUUCUGUAACUUGCGGACACCGGGCGCAUCCUAAUUUCUUCCGCUCUUUCUUCUUCCUCCCUCUUCAUCGAAAUCACAAUUGUAAAAUAUAACUGGAAUUGCCAGCUCGAGAACAUCACUUCACUACUAAGGAUCUAGUGUGCGAGGCUGGGAAAACUCUGAAAUAUUCUUACGAAUUGUGAUGUUUUGCUGCGGGGAAGAGGAAGGAAGCUGUGACCUUAUAACCCUAAAUUAAGAAGCUUUCUCUUUGCAGACCUUUUUGGUAAAUGCUUUUAAUUGGAAAUGUUGUGGGAUUCUUUUGUAAUCGCGCAUUGUUACCUUAUGAUCUGCGUGAAUUUUGAAUAUAUUUGCUUUUAAUUGACGAAAUGGUGAUGAUGUGAUGUGAAAUAAUGUUAUUGUUGUUGCUAUGGAAUGUGAAAUAAUGAGUUCGGGAAAUCAAAUGGCUAUUCUGUUCAAGGUGAUAAAGUUUAAAAUUGACGAAAUGCUUAUGAUACUAAUUACUUUGCCAGGCCGAGGUACUAAGGAAGAUUCUUAAGUUUUUCUUCUUCUUCUUCUUCUUCUUCUCUUCUUCUUUUUGCAUAGCCGAGAUAAUAUUGCUAAUGAAGCAUUUGCGUUUUUUUUUUUAAUCUAUUCUUCAUUCAUGAGCUGGCUAAUUAUAAUUACUAAUUAUUUGUUUGUUCUCAAUUUAUAUAUUAUAUGCACAAAUAUACAGUGGAGUUAGUAGAAACUUGGGAAUAUAUAUGACAUUGAAAUUUGAACUUAGUGGCAGUUUAUGUUCAUCUUGAUCUUUGGUAAUAUAUAUUUUCAUGAUUUUUGGUGAUAUGGGUUUUGGAUAGUAAAUAAUUGGCUGGAAGUUAUAUGGAAUUCUGAUUUCAAUAGGAAAAGUAGUGAACUAGAAAACGUGAUAUCAUUAUGGACUAUGGAAAGAAGGGUCAGCUACUUGUGUACUUAGCAUAAAUUCUUGUAUAUUAUAUGCACAAAUUCUUAAGAUUAUUGCAUUUAGCAUACAGUGGAGUAUUUAUAACACAGUGGAGUCGCAAGGAAUCAUUUCAGGAGAUUAUUCUGCUACUUGUGUACUUUGUACUUGAAUUUAAAAAAUUUGAAUGUUUGGGAUAUUGAUCUUAAAUCUUUUGUGGACGUGUCAAAAUCCUUGACUUCCAAGUUUCAACUUCUAAGGCUCAUCUAGCUCUCAAAUUGUAAACUGACAGCAACAAUGGCAACUGAGUCACUGAGUUCUGCUCGAAAAGUGAUUGUUCAGUUAAAAGCCACUGCCGAUGCGCCUAUUCUCAAGCAAAACAAGUUCAAGAUACUUGGAACUGAUAAGUUUGCUAAGGUGAUUGAUUUUUUGUCCCGGCAACUUCAAAGGGAGAGCAUGUUUGUAUACAUCAACAGUGCAUUCUCACCAAAUCCAGAUGAAUUGGUGAUUGAUCUGUUUAAUAAUUUUGGCGUUGAUGGUAAACUGCUGGUCAACUAUGCUUGUUCAGUGGCGUGGGGCUAACUUUCGGCAAUGCCCGAGCUGAUUUACGCUGUUAAUACUUGAGAACUUUUGUUACAUAUUAUGAAUAUUUGUGGUGUUUUCUUGGACCCAACGAGUAAUAAGGAAACUUCAUUGAUGCAAACCCUGCAAUAUCGUUUGCUCCGUGUACUUACUUCUACAAUACCGUUCUGUAGAUCUCAUGCAAGCAAGCGCCGUACAUAACUAGUUGAUAUACUAGAAGUGUGAUUGAAGAGAUGGAGAUUUCAAUCAUAGAAUUCACGUGCAUUUGUAAGAUUUCUUUUUUCUUCUUGUUUAUGGUUAAUUUCCCACUUCAUCCAUUUAUACCCCUGCUUCAGUGAUGAGUCUAAUUAUACAAGACCUGUACUGGUUUAAGAUGCUUCUAUCGAAGGCUGGAGAUUUGUUUUUUA
This is a messenger RNA of Populus trichocarpa (black cottonwood), 2042 nucleotides long. Its product is annotated as ubiquitin-like protein ATG12. The transcript has 6 exons. Gene Ontology annotation, cellular component: cytoplasm; Atg12-Atg5-Atg16 complex; phagophore assembly site membrane. Gene Ontology annotation, biological process: autophagosome assembly; autophagy of mitochondrion; C-terminal protein lipidation. The record is from RefSeq and is a predicted model, not a curated record. Lineage: Eukaryota; Viridiplantae; Streptophyta; Magnoliopsida; Malpighiales; Salicaceae. The coding region runs from base 1351 to 1635 and encodes 94 amino acids.